This is a messenger RNA of Rhagoletis zephyria (snowberry fruit fly), 900 nucleotides long. The record is from RefSeq and is a predicted model, not a curated record. NCBI's taxonomy places the organism in Eukaryota, Metazoa, Arthropoda, Insecta, Diptera, Tephritidae.
AUGUCGAUUUUACGCGGAACCAAAAAACUUUUGCUUGCCGCGGGCCUGGCCGGUUGUGGAGCAGCUGCUGCCGUGAUUUUUACUGGUCUCCACAAGGAUACGGAAAGCUUCAAAGCUCACGCCUCAGCCUUGGCAGUCCCCUUCCAGGACUUCAAGUUCUCCAACUUUUACAGUAGCCCAAAUUCACCCAAGUGGGACUACAACUGGGACCGGCGAGACCCUAGCUCAAUUAUUCCUCCAUUAAAAGGCGAUUUCGGUGAUUUACCGGAGAGUGAUCAGAAUGCCUACAAGGAACGGCUGCAAAAGGCGAAAGCCUCUGCUACCAGACAUAUUAUUCUCAUUCGCCACGGCCAGUACAAGAUGGACGGCAUCACUGAUGAGCUUCGACAGCUGACCACACUGGGUCGAGAUCAGGCCAACCGUGUUGGAGAGCGCCUGAAGGAGCUUGAGUUACCGUACACGCGAAUCGUCAAGUCGACCAUGACUCGUGCCACCGAGACCGCCGAUAUCAUUCACAAACACUUGCCCAACAUACCAAUUUCUUCAUGUGAUUUCAUUCGUGAAGGUUCCCCCAUUGUGCCCGAGCCGCCAGUCAGCCAUUGGAGACCUGAACCAAAGUUCUUCCAAGACGGAGCUCGAAUUGAAAGUGCUUUUCGCAAAUACUUCCAUCGCGCGGACCCCGGACAAAAGGACGACAGCUACGAUGUGCUGGUUUGCCAUGGCAACGUGAUACGAUACUUUGUAUGUCGAGCCUUGCAGUUUCCGGCUGAAGGAUGGCUCCGCUUCUCACUCCACAACUGCAGUCUGACCUGGGUGGCCAUCAAGCCCAGCGGCAGAGUGGUCGUGUACACCGUCGGCGAUACAGGUCACCUGAAGCGAGCACAGAUGACUACCAGCUAG